Molecule: messenger RNA, 880 nt
Organism: Oryctolagus cuniculus (rabbit)
Lineage: Eukaryota; Metazoa; Chordata; Mammalia; Lagomorpha; Leporidae
Gene: SS18L2
Product: SS18 like 2
Source: RefSeq, a predicted model, not a curated record
UGGCCACUGGGCUCCAGCCUCACAGUCAACUCCUGCCGCUUUCUCUUCCAGGCCUCUUCCCUGCUUCUCUCUUGGACCCUGGACUCUGGUGUCGCCACACAGGAGCUGCAUCUCUGGAGUUACAAUCGCAGAACCUGGUCUCCUACAUGUCCUCGCACUGUUCUCCGGCCUGUGGGAACUUCCGGCUCCCCGGGAUGUCUGUGGCCUUCGUACCCGACUGGCUGAGGGGCAGUGCGGAAGUCAAUCAAGAGACCAUCCAGCGGCUCCUGGAAGAGAAUGACCAGCUCAUCCGCUGUAUCGUGGAGUAUCAGAACAAAGGCCGGGCGAACGAGUGCGUCCAGUACCAGCAUGUGUUACAUAGAAAUCUCAUUUAUCUAGCUACCAUUGCAGAUGCCAGCCCAGCCAGUACUUCAAAAGCAGAAUAAUCUUCCAGUUGGCUGUUGUUCAGAGAAAUUGAAUAUAAUCCACUUCCUACAAAAUGGAGACAGGAUCUUUACCAGCUUGACUGCUCAAAAUGUGAAGGAAACCUCUGUGGCUCUUUAUAAAAUGUGAAGAAGGCUACUAAUAUAACUGUGUUCUCCGUGUAAAUAUUUAUUUUAAUAAUUAAGCAGAUCUCUCAAUAGACUGGCUCAGACAACCUUUCCAAAAAUGAGAACAUGUUUGGAUAACAAACACAGUGGACAUCUUCAAGGCUACAUUUUUGUUUCAGACUAAAAAGUUUCAACUGAGUGUUGGGUGAUCAGCAGGAGUUGGUGAGACUCCUAACUCUGACCUUUACAAAUGGACAUGAUUGUGUGCUCCUUCCUAACAGUUUAUAAACGUCCUCCCUCUGACUGCUGUUUUCUGGUUGCUUUGAAAUAAAACUUGCUUUUCCACAAAA